GACAAAGAUCACACAUUCGCUUACCGAGUCUUCCACUACCAGGCUGAGCAUAAUAGCAGAUCCCUGCUCUGCUGGAGCAGAGCGGCUUGGGAUGGGAGUUGGACACCAGCGUCUCUACAUUCAUGUGGAGGAAAGUCCUGGGCCUUGGUGGGCUGCAAGGUACCUGAGCCAAGGCUGGAUCGUGGCCCUCACGUUCCCAAAGAUGCCCGGCUCUUCUCCACAAUGAAUGAGUGUCACUAUGACAAGCGGAUGGACUUCUUCUACAACAAGAGCAACACAGACACCGCCGACGAGUGGACAGGGACGAAGCUUGUGAUCGUCUUGUGUGUUGGGACAUUUUUCUGCCUCUUUAUAUUCUUCUCUAACUCCCUGGUCAUCGCAGCAGUGAUCACGAACAGGAAGUUUCAUUUCCCCUUCUACUACCUGCUGGCUAACUUAGCCGCUGCAGACUUCUUUGCCGGAAUCGCCUAUGUCUUCCUGAUGUUCAACACUGGCCCGGUGUCAAAAACGUUGACUGUCAGCCGCUGGUUCCUCCGCCAGGGGCUCCUGGACACAAGCCUGACUGCCUCCCUGGCCAAUUUGCUGGUUAUUGCUGUGGAAAGGCAUGUGUCCAUCAUGAGGAUGAGAGUUCACAGCAACUUGACCAAAAAGAGGGUGACACUGCUGAUUCUGCUGGUAUGGGCCAUCGCCAUCUUCAUGGGGGCGGUCCCCACCUUGGGCUGGAACUGCCUCUGUGACAUCUCGGCCUGCUCUUCUCUGGCCCCCAUUUACAGUAGGAGUUACCUCAUUUUCUGGACCGUGUCAAACCUCCUGGCCUUCUUCAUCAUGGUGGUGGUCUACGUGCGCAUCUACAUGUACGUCAAGAGGAAAACCAAUGUCUUGUCUCCACACACGAGCGGCUCCAUCAGCCGCCGCAGGGCUCCCAUGAAGCUAAUGAAGACGGUGAUGACUGUGUUAGGCGCCUUUGUGGUGUGCUGGACCCCGGGCCUGGUGGUCCUGCUGCUCGACGGCCUGAACUGCAAGCAGUGUAACGUGCAGCAUGUGAAACGCUGGUUCCUGCUGCUGGCGCUGCUCAACUCCGUCAUGAACCCCAUCAUCUACUCGUACAAGGACGAGGACAUGUACAGCACCAUGAAGAAGAUGCUCUGCUGUGCCCCGCAGGACAGCAGCGCGGAGAGGCGCCCGUCUCGCAUCCCCUCUACCAUCAACAGCAGGAGUGAUACUGGCAGCCAGUACCUGGAGGACAGCGUCAGCCAGGGCCAGGUGUGCAAUAAAAACAGCUCCUAAGCCGAGGACCCCCUAAGCCCUCUUCCC
Molecule: messenger RNA, 1314 nt
Organism: Acomys russatus (golden spiny mouse)
Lineage: Eukaryota; Metazoa; Chordata; Mammalia; Rodentia; Muridae
Gene: Lpar3
Product: lysophosphatidic acid receptor 3
Exons: 3
Coding region: 223-1287 (354 amino acids)
Biological process (GO): G protein-coupled receptor signaling pathway
Cellular component (GO): membrane
Molecular function (GO): lysophosphatidic acid receptor activity
Source: RefSeq, a predicted model, not a curated record